UUCUCUUCAUAAUAAUCUUCUGCAUAUAAUUCUUCCCUAUCCACCAAAACUUUUGAUUAAAUUCAUAACCAAAAUGUGGGUUCUUAUGGCUAUCAUUUUUGGUAUGAGUAUCAUAACCUGCCUCCAUGCCUUGAAAAAAUCCAAAUAUAAUGCAAAACUUCCAAAAGGUUCAAUGGGUUUCCCCAUUCUUGGUGAAACAAACCACUUCUUUGCUCCCAAUCCAUCAUUCGACGUAUCUCCUUUCAUCAAACACAGAGUUCUCAAUUUUUGAAUGAGACAUUGAGGCUGGCUAAUAUUGCUCCUGGGAUCUUUCGAAGAGCAUUGAGAGACGUUGAGUUUAAGGGAAUUACCAUCCCGGCGGGAUGGGGUGUCAUGGUGUGUCCUCCAGCUAUCCAUUUAGAUCCAAAGCAUUAUGUUGACCCACUUGCCUUCAACCCAUGGCGGUGGGAGAGAUGUGAAGGGGCAUCGAGGCAUUUCAUUGCUUUUGGAAGGGGCUUGAGAUUUUGCAUUGGUGCAGACUUUGCCAAAUUGCAGAUGGCUGUGUUUCUCCAUAACUUGGUUACCAAGUACAGGUUCAAAGCAAUUGGAGGAGGUAAUAUUGUUCGAACCCCAGGCGUACAGUUUCCUGAUGGCUUUCACGUUGAGAUCGUGGAGAAAGAGAAGAAGCCCUCCAAAUACUAAACAAAACAAAAGAGUGUCAUGUAAUGCUUCUCAACACAGUUAAAGACUUUCCAAGUGGCAACUAUGUGUUUCAAAUAAUAUAUUUAUGAUUAAACUAUUUCGUAACA
Cucurbita pepo subsp. pepo (vegetable marrow) is the source of this 788-nucleotide messenger RNA. The record is from RefSeq and is a predicted model, not a curated record. Lineage: Eukaryota; Viridiplantae; Streptophyta; Magnoliopsida; Cucurbitales; Cucurbitaceae.